AUGUUGACGCUUCCUGUCGCCUCCGCCGAAACCUACGCGUCCUUCGCCACCUCUCUCGCCACCAACGCCCGUAGCGCCGCUGCUCUUCGCCUCGGCUCGGCGAAUUUCCUAGGCGGGCAUAAAGGCCUGCUCGCAUCCACCGUCGUGCCAGUCGCAUCCGUGAAGUCUUCCAGGGUUCGUUUUGCGCUCCCUCUCCUUCUCUCAUUCGUCGCAACGUUACCGAUCGCGCGCUCUGAACUGAUUUUGCAAGAGCCGGUCACCACGGAAUCGCUCUUCUCCUUCGCCGGGUGGGGCAAGCCAGCAGCGCCGAUGGCGGCGGCAGGAGUGGCGCAGGAGCCGGACACGGACAACCCCGGCGCGGGGCUGCAGUUCGCCGAGUUUGGCGCUGGCUGCUUCUGGGGCGUCGAGCUCGCCUUCCAGCGGGUCCCCGGUGUGGUCAAGACGGAGGUUGGAUACACGCAAGGCGUGAAUGACAAGCCCACAUAUGAGCAGGUAUGCUCUGGGCGCACAGGGCACGUAGAGGCAGUGAGAGUGGUGUAUGAUCCCAAGGAGGUGUCCUACGAGGGUCUGCUAGACGUGUUCUGGAACAGGCACGACCCCACCACGCUUAACCGCCAGGGUGGUGAUACGGGGACGCAGUACCGCUCAGGGAUCUACGUUUUCUCUCCUGAGCAAGAGGAAAUUGCGAAGAAGUCGCUGGAGGCGAGGCAGGCUCAGAUUGGUAGGAAGAUAGUGACGGAGAUUAUGCCCGCUAAGAAGUGGUACCCUGCUGAGAGCUACCAUCAACAGUAUCUUGCCAAGGGUGGGAGGUUUGGCAUGGGGCAAUCAGCUGCUAAGGGUUGCACGGAUCCCAUCAGGUGCUACGGCUAA
Messenger RNA from Closterium sp. NIES-65, 870 nucleotides. Lineage: Eukaryota; Viridiplantae; Streptophyta; Zygnematophyceae; Desmidiales; Closteriaceae. The record is from the annotation of a GenBank genome assembly.